Orcinus orca (killer whale) is the source of this 2374-nucleotide messenger RNA. RefSeq names its product ADP-ribosyltransferase 1 (gene ART1). Gene Ontology annotation, molecular function: NAD+ poly-ADP-ribosyltransferase activity; NAD+-protein-arginine ADP-ribosyltransferase activity. The transcript has 5 exons. The coding region runs from base 143 to 1123 and encodes 326 amino acids. NCBI's taxonomy places the organism in Eukaryota, Metazoa, Chordata, Mammalia, Artiodactyla, Delphinidae. The record is from RefSeq and is a predicted model, not a curated record.
GAGAAAUCUGCCCUUCCCCUCCCCUGGUGGCCAUCGCUGGAGACCAGUACCAGCUUCCCCAUCCCGGAGAAAGUCUAGAUUCCCAUUUUCCAGACGAGGAAACUGAGACCCAAAGAGUAACUUGCCCAAGGUCACCUCCAACAUGCAGACCCCUGCCAUGAUGUCUCUGCUGCUCGUGUCCAUGGGCCUCAUGGAAGCACUUCAGGCCCAGAGCCACCCCAUCACACGACGAGACCUCUUCUCUCGAGAAAUGCCCCUGGACAUGGCCCUGGCCUCCUUUGACGACCAGUAUGCUGGCUGUGCCGCAGCCAUGGCGGCGGCUCUCCCGGAUCUCAACCGCACGGAGUUCCAGGCCAACAAAGUGUACGCCGAUGUCUGGGCUCAGGCAAGCAGUCAGUGGCAGGAGCGCCAGGCCUGGGGGUCCAAGUGGGGCCUCAGCCCUACCCGUCUGUCCCCGCCCGCAGGCUUCCGAGAAGAGCACGGGGUGGCCCUCCUGGCCUACACAGCUAACAGCCCCCUGCACAAAGAAUUCAACGCGGCCGUGCGCGAGGCUGGCCGCUCCCGGCUCCACUACCUCCACCACUUCUCCUUCAAGACACUCCACUUCCUGCUGACUGAGGCCCUGCAGCUGCUGGGCAGGGGCCAGCGUCCACCCCAGUGCCGCCAGGUGUUCCGAGGGGUGCAGGGCCUACGCUUCCGGCCAGCAGGGCCCGGGGCCACCGUCAGGCUGGGGGGCUUUGCCUCUGCAUCCUUGCAGAAUGUUGCAGCCCAGCAGUUUGGGGAAGACACCUUCUUUGGCAUCUGGACCUGCCUCGGGGCCCCUAUCAAGGGCUACUCCUUUUUCCCUGGGGAGGAGGAGGUGCUGAUCCCUCCCUUCGAGACCUUCCAGGUGAUCAAUGCCAGCAGACCGGCCCAGGGCCCCACCCGCAUCUACCUCCGGGCCCUGGGCCAGCGCAGCACAUACAACUGUGAGUACAUCAAAGACAAGCAGUGCAAGUCAGGGCCCUGCUGUCUGGAUAACUCAGCCAUGGGUCAGGGCCCCCUGUCUGCAGUCUGGUCCCUUCUACUGCUGCUCUGGUUCCUUGUUGGAGAAGCCUUUCCAGAGAGUCCAGGACUCCUCUAAUCCAUCAGCCACUGAACAGCUCUGCCGUCACCUCUGCCCAACAUGAGGCUGUCAGCCGCAUGUAUGCUUUAAGCGUGCCCAAGAUCUGCGGUAAUUCCAUCUGGAGGGAACUCUGGGAUUUUCUCUGGCAGCUGCCAGGCUUGCUAGCGGGAAGAGGAAAAUGUAGGGACUGGGCCUCAUCCAGGGGUCUAGGAGUAAGACGGUGAAUAGAGGUGGGGGGACUGCAGGACAGGUAACCACUCACUUGGAGAUAGAAGAUUAAAGUCGUUUGGAGGUGGGGCGAUUGGGGAGAACAAUACUUGGCCACGGUAUUUGCUGAUACUACUCAAAUGCUUCCCAUGUACACCUGGACUGCUCCUAUUCGCUCCUCCAGGAAGCCUUCUCUGGCCUCUCCACCCUGCUGGGUUAGGGGCCCCGCCUCUGUGCUCCCAAAGGGCCAUGGUCUCCCAAGUCCAACUGUGAGCUUAUGAGGGCAGGGACGGCGUCCGAGGCACAGAGGUGGUGCCAGAAGAUGUGUGGAAGUCAGAAAGGAACAAAUAAAUACCUUGUGAAUGCUGGUUCCUGUACUGCCCCUACCUUGGGCACCUUCAAGCUCUCCGGAUGUCACUGUGUGGGAACAGGGUAGACUGGAUCUCAUUUUCUUGUCAGCAAAGAUGUAAUUUCUGCUCUGAUGCAUGAGUCCUAAGGUCCCUAAGAGGCUGGUCCCCAAGUUCCACCACCAUGGGCCCUAAAGAUAAGAGAGGACGUGGAGGAAGUGAUAGGCACACACUUUAUUAUCAGUCGGGGCUUUGGGGCCAAAUCCUUGUGUGGCCUCCUGCUCUGGAAACUGGACCAGGAAUCCUGAAUUCCCAGUUGCCAUCCCUGAGCCCCCAGGUAGGGACAGGCAAGACCAAGUCCCUGUAACAGCAGCCACAGAGGAAAGAAGAGAAGACAGGAAGUGUGGCAGUUCUGUUUGUACUACCUGCACUCUCCUCACUGAAAGCACUAACACUCAGCAUCGGAGUUCAGUUCUGUCCCUGCAGGACUGCCCUUUGAUCUUGACCCUUCUUAGAGUCCCUCCUCUGCAGGAAUCAGGGGAGCGGAAAGCUCUGGAUUUCCCUUGGAGGUUAGGGUACAGAGACAAUGAGUACUCCCUCUGGUGUGUGAAGUAAGUAGCGCUGAAGAGAGGAUGUCCCAGGCUCUGAGGGCCAGUGGAGAGAGACUGAGUGGCCUGAGGGCCAACCACCACCUGGCCUGGCCAUUCCAUCCCCG